UCGAGCGAGAACAGUGGUAAUUGUGAAAAUGUGAUUUCAUUUCCUGCUGAAUUGGGUUCUGUGGACGAUUGAAGCUUUAAAUCCAGGGAAAAACAAAGUGGAGCUGCGAGGAGUAGCGUUGUUGGGAGUUGUUUUUUAACUUUAUUAAAGAGACUGGAGUGUUUUUCGGACCAAAACAAAAAAAACGCGUAGGAAGGAGAGUAGUGUUGGUAUCUAUAGUGAGCAAAUGGGACGACAUGUGAGGGAGUGAGUAAGAAAGAAGUGAUGUAAACGCCAGCUGGUUCCGGACAGCAGAAGCAGCAGUGUUGGGGUUGAAGGCACAUCAAACAGCAACUUUACACUGAACGUCACCACACCCCGUCCGUAGCAAUGAAUAACUAUUGGGACCUUCUCAACACCCACCGCUGCCACCAUCCCCUUAACUCCUGUUUCCUCCGAUGGACCGCGCCGGUCCGUCCCUCACCGGUCCGGGAUCUUACUGCCCGUACAGUACCGAUUCCAGCUCGUCGGCAAGGUCCUACGUCCGGCCCUUCGACACUAUAAGGGCUCUGCACGAGACGAUCGUAUCGCUACGAACGGCCCUAGAGGAUUCCCGACGGGAGAACGAACGGCUUCAGAAGCAGAUCAACGUUCGGGACGUCGUCGAAGAAGGUCGAGGCUUUCUGAAAGACUACAACAGUCACACCUACGGCAGCACUCCGAAGAAUUUGAAUACCAGUGUGGAAACGGAAGAGUCCAAGCUACCGCCAGACCGAAAGCCAAAGAAGCUGAAAAAAAGAAGAAGUAAUCAAGAAUCCAAUACUGGUCCCGCAGAAGAAGAAGACGAGAGUACACCGACGGUGCAGGAAGUGCGGGAAGAAUCGUCUAAAAAGAAACACCAACCGAGGGAUGUGCAAAGCCACCAGAAGGUGUCUGUAAUUCCGGAUAUUCAAAUUAUUUCACACCCAGCAGCGGGAAGUGGCCACUCAGCAAUGGCAUCCAGAAUCGACGUGAAGAUCAAGGUGUCGUCGAACAUCAACGUUGACGGAAGUAGCUCGGAAGCGGAUAGCUCCGAAACGGGUAAGGAAGACAUUGAGGCGAAGGAGCAGGAUGCUUCCGAAACUCCGGAAGAUGAGGACAAGACGAUCGCUGAGGAUAGAACGGAUAAUGUGACGGUAAAGGAAGAGUUCAUCAAAGGUGAUGCUUCUAAUUUGAAGAUCAAUUUGACGAACGAAGAAAACUUGAGCGUGACAAGGUCUACCGAAGGCAUCAAUAUUAGGCAGACUUCCUCGGAGAAUCUUCAUGUGGAUGUUGAUCGACAGAGUAAUCCAUCUAUUUCGGAAGGAGAUAACUCGGUGUUCACAGAGGACGUCACAACUCCGGUAGAAGCCGACCAGGAAGGUGCAACCGGAUAUACGGCACCGGAACCGAGGACUUCAGUGAAAAAGAGUGAAUCCGAAAAUCAAGAAGAAGUAGACGAUAUCGAGUUGAUAUUCUCUUCAGACGAUAACAAGGACAUAAUUCAAGAAGACUUGGUAUCCAUUUCGGACUACGAACCAUGGCAGGAAGCAGGACAGGCGGGAACUCCUGUGUUGAUUAAGUACAAGCACCUCUCUUCGGAUCAGGAAUCUAGUCAGAAGAAUUCGAUUGAACGAAGUGAUAGUGAAGUAGUGGAAGGGGAGGGUUCUCGCAAAAAUCUACUGUCGAAAGAGAAAAGCUUAGAGAGUCAGGAUUCGCUAAAUGUUGAAAACACGAAGAAGAGUCUGGAGUUUAGAACCAAGUCCUCCAGUUUGGAGAAGGAUAACAGUUUGGAUUACGGGGGAGGGGAAGUGCAGAGGGACGAUAGUUUCGACGUUGGUGCUACUAGUGGUUUGGGGAAACGAUGGACUAACUACAACGUGUUGAUCGAGACGGAUAUUUCCAAGUGCGGUAUUGUGGAGGACAACAUUCUGGACAUGGGCAGGAGGAAUACCUGUCCCAACCCUCCGGCGUACAGGCCUAUCAUCCACACGGGGUCACGCUCACCGGCUACGGCUUCCAACCGUAGCCCGUUAGCAGUGAAGUUUUCCCGAAGUCCUCGCACCUACUCACCACAUCAGUAUCUUCCACCGGGUAAAACCCUUCGAACGGUGACAGCUGCAGACAGUUCACCGCACAAUUUCGCCUCCAGCGAAGAAGCCAAACGUUCCCGGGCAGCGCAAACCGAUAUCACAGCCCUUUCACAGCAAUGGCGCUCGGAAACUCACCUUCCGGUGACCGAGUACGGGACCGGUCUAUACACCCUUCCAUCGAAAUUUGUUCCUCCUCCGACGACCGGAAGUCGCAAGUAUUCGCUACGACCAUCCGAUAAAACCCAAGAGGCCCGGCGAGUGCUGUUGAGCGAUAUCAAUUUCACCAGCAUGGUACCGGAGCUAUCGCGCUCGGCGGACCACCUCUGCCAGCACCCGGAGCAGGACGAACCGGACGAGAACAGUGAAAAUCGCUCACCUAACUACUGCAAGGGCAAUCUGCUCAAGACUCCGGAUCCGGUUAAGGGGAUUCCACCGAGUUACAGCAUGACUUCACCAGGGGUUUCCCAGUGGACGGUGAACGAAAGCAGCAUCGCCACGCAGACUACCCAAACCGACGCAUAUUGGGCCGAUCGAGGUGACUCGUUCGAUUCGUCUAAAAGCUACUCGCUCGGAUCACGGUACAGCACUCUGAGCAAACAUCAUCGCUCUCGGAGUGUACCGUCGAUCCGGUGCGCCAUCUGCAGGCAAAGUCACCAGUCGUCUACACUACGGCCUUCGGAGAGCAUGCACUACACUCCAAGGGUCACUUUCCAAGAACCGACGCACAAGAUACGGGGAUCGCUACCGGAUCUGAGGCACGACUGCAACUGCCCGCGAAGGUAUGGUGGUCCCUCCCUGUACAGGAUUCAUGGCGAUUCCGGUGGUUCAACGGAUAGUCUACUGGAGGAGGCCGAGGACUUCUUGCGAAGGUCCAUCGAAGGUAACAUCAUGCUGGAAGAUCCCGGAGGUCACUGUGAGCCUCCGCUUAAUCCUCCACCGUUAUCUAUUGUCGGAACGACCAAGCACCGAAGGUGCUCCGAGAAUGACAUCCAACGUGAUUACAUCCCCUCGAAACAGGCACUGCCAUUCCUGCCAAAGACCGCCAAAUGUCUCAAGCCGGGACAUCUAGCGAAGGUGAUAGCCCGCAACGGACGGGUCAUAGUCGGCAGGGUGCGCUAUAUUGGCCCGCUGGCGGGCUGUAGCAGUGCCUCCGGUGAACCGGAUGAAACCUACGUAGGCCUACAGCUUCCCAACAACCUGGGUGAUUGUGAUGGAUCGAUUGAUGGAAGAAAGUUCUUUGACUGUGAGCCACAGCAUGGAAUCUUCGUCCCCUUCAAGAAGGUCGUCAUGGCGUGGAACUCCUAAGAGAGCGGAAACGGAUGGCAGGACGACGAGAAGAGGAAAACGGGACGAUGAACAUAUUUCAGUUUUUUGCUGCUUGCAAGCGACAUGUGCGAUUUGACGGCCUACAAUGACGGAUACGACUAGUACGAAGCACCUACAGAAAGGCAGAUCAGAAAGGUUCCGAACGAAUAUCAGCUAGGUACUCAUAGCAGGAGGGCUUUUCCUCGCAGAAGAAAGAUACGAUACCCACCCACUCCUGUGUGGUGACAUUGUGUAAGUUUCGGGAGAUGCAAAAUAGACCCAUCAAUGGAUGCCUACAGAGGGGGAGAAGGGGUGAAUCUGCGAAGGCUAUUGAAUUUAUUGGAGAGCUCUUCGCUUCCUGUCGGUUUCUUGCUCCACUUGUAUUUUUAAUGCGAACGAAAGUAUAUGAGCAAGAAUGGACGAAAUUGUCAAAGCAAAUCUCUGAACAGUGCAGGAACUGGAAAAGUUUUCCGCUUAUUCUCCGGAGAAAAAAAAAAUUAGCUCAUUAAUCGAAAGCGAGUCGCAGCUGGUGUCAAAUAAUCAAGCAAUUUUACGACAUAACUUUCCUGGAGGGAAAUAAUUCGUCUGCAACGUUCUACACCAGCGCAAGCCCGCUAAUUAUUGAUUAUGUUGGUGGCGCAGUGCGAUGAAGGAUGAGAGAGGUAGUUAAUAAUAGAUUUUUUUUAUGCAAGCCUCUAAGCCUAGACUGAAAGAUUGUGAAAUCUUUCCUAAGGGAAAAUCUGGUGCAGAAGGAAGUAAAGCAGUAAACGAAAAGAAAGGGUUAUGAAUAAUUAAGGAUUUCUUCUCAUCUAUGGGGAAUUGAUGUUGGAAGGUCUUCAACUGAGAAUGCAGAAAAAACGGCCAUUGAAGCAUCUCUAACUAACUAUAAUGAGGCUUGACUUUGUUGAUUUUCGGGUCAAAAGAGGCAUCAAAGACUGUCUGGAAAUAUUUGUAGACAUAUUUACUCGCGCCAGCAGCUCUUGCAACUCCUUUAUGAUUGAAAUCAAUUGUCAGUCACAAGUCUGCACUUUUUCCUAAAUUAUUUAAAAAAAAACUGCAAUAUCAAAUCGGUGUGUUAUUCAAUUGGCAAUGGCGUGGUCUGGAGGCGGUCCGCCCUGGGUGACAUGUUUUGAUUUAAAUUUAAACUUGAUUCACAUACAAUUCCACAAUCAUAUUUUGGAAAACUUUAUGCUUCGACUGUUUACUAAUUGCCGAGUUUAUUUUAUCAACGAGCUUCUGUUAGUGACUGCAUGUAAUUAAUUAAUUCUCAUAUUAUUAUGCAAUUAUUUUUGACAGACAACAAGUAAGAAUGUUACAACCCUCGCAGGAUUCUGUUUGAAAGUCAGCAAAUCUGUUAAAUUUAACUCAGAAAAUGGCAGGAAGUUUCAUCCAAUUUCCGAAAGAAGUUUCUUCCAACAUUCCUCGGAAGUUUAAUUAAAUGUCCCCCUGGAAGUUUCUUCCAAUUCCCCAGAAAACUGCUUUGGUUUUUUAGGAUGCUGUUUCUCGACUUUCUCCAUCCAUAGAGAGCUUCAAGUAUCAGAGAGAACCAAAAUGAC
Messenger RNA from Ochlerotatus camptorhynchus, 4951 nucleotides. RefSeq lists its product as uncharacterized. Bases 438 to 3395 code for a protein of 985 amino acids. The transcript is spliced from 7 exons. The record is from RefSeq and is a predicted model, not a curated record. Lineage: Eukaryota; Metazoa; Arthropoda; Insecta; Diptera; Culicidae.